This is a messenger RNA of Vicia faba (fava bean), 531 nucleotides long. NCBI's taxonomy places the organism in Eukaryota, Viridiplantae, Streptophyta, Magnoliopsida, Fabales, Fabaceae. The record is from the annotation of a GenBank genome assembly.
AUGGGGACAACAAAAACCGAAGUAACAUCACCACCACGUUUUGCUGCCAUUGGACCCUUUUUUUUUGAACAACAGCAACAAUCAUCACAUUUUCGCAACAAUCGUCACAUUUUCGGUAAGAUUAUAAUCUUCAUGGAGAAUUUUGUGUUAAUGAUGCUCAACCUUCAACUCUCUCGAAUAUAUUCAAGUCCUAGCAUUCUUCUAUUGAACCCCAAUGGCCUGUCAAAGAGUUUAAAAGGAAAAUCUAUUUUUAUAACCUUGGAUCCUGUAAAUGAAUUUUUCUUUGAAGUAGCAGCAACAAAGUUCAUCAAUAAUGAAGCAAAAGUAAUCACAACUGACAUCGACGAAAAACAUGGCCAAAAGAAUGUGAAAGAACUAGGAUCUAAUGCAACUUUCAUAACUUUCAACGUCAUGGAAGAAUCAGACAUAUCUGAUUUCAUCGAUUUUGCCGUUUCUAAAUACAAACAACUUGAUAUCAUGUACAACAAUGCACCUACCCAGCAAAACUCCAAGCAUAGAAAUUGUUCGUAA